Molecule: messenger RNA, 3090 nt
Organism: Diaporthe amygdali
Lineage: Eukaryota; Fungi; Ascomycota; Sordariomycetes; Diaporthales; Diaporthaceae
Exons: 10
Coding region: 1-3090 (1029 amino acids)
Source: RefSeq, a predicted model, not a curated record
AUGGCUUCUCGUGCUCUUUCUGAUGCAUUCGAAAGCGCCAAGAAAGACUUUUUGUCCCACUUUCCUAAUGGGACGCCAGCUAAUUUUGAGGAGUUCACCACAAUCGAUGAUGUGUACAAGGCUGCUGAGGACAUACAAUCAGCACAGGCCAAAUCAAGAACAACACGCAACCUUCGCAAAAUUCAACCAUUUCUAGAAUGCCUGAGACACUACGGGGAAGUCAUCGAGACCUUUGUCACAGUCAAACCUGACAUACUAGCACUCAUACGGGGUCCUAUCAAGUUCCUCUUGCUUACAUCAAGCACUUACAUUCAAAGCUUUGACAAGCUGGUUGACACGAUGGCCCAAGUCAGCUUGUCUCUCCCAGCCUUCGAGAAGUACACAGAAUUGUUCCCAGGCAGCCAACCGAUACAUCAAGUGUUAUGCCUGUUCUAUCAAGAUAUUCUGGACUUCUACGCCACGGUCCUGGAUUUCUUCAAACAUAAAAGGUGGUCUGUGUUCUUCGAGUCGCUCUGGCCAAAGUCUGCUGGGCGCAUACGCGUCAUCACGGAAAACAUUGAGAAGCACAGGAUACUCAUGGACGGUUCAAUCACACUGGCUCAUGUCCUUGAAGCGCACGUAGCCCGCCAGCGAGCUUUCGAGGAAUUCGAAAGACAACAUGACUUUCGACAACGCCAGGAUUUGGAGGCUGUCAAAUUCUCACUCAGCCCAGCCCUCUACGACCGAGACCUGCAGCACUUGAAGUCUCAUCGAGUAGUUCGAUCGGGUGAUUGGUUACUGGAUCAGGAAGAAUACACCCUCUGGACCAACCCAUCUCACAAAACAUCGAGGCUUCUAUGGCUACAGGGAAUACCUGGAGCUGGGAAAACGUUCCUUUCAUCCUCAAUCAUUGAGAAUAUCUCAACCAGGGGUGAUCCAUUAGUGUUUGCUUUUCUCAAAUAUCAUUCUCGAGAAAGUAUUUCCGCGCUUCAGCUAUUGCAUUCCUUCAUUUGGCAGAUCGCACUUGACCAUAAGAAGUUACAGUCUCCCUUAAUCUUGGCUCAUCAAGAGGAUUAUCGCCGUCUCAACAGCGACCUGGCCUUCGUUCAAGAUCUUUUCAGCCGUUUUCUGGAUUUAAUGCCCACGACUUUCAUUGUAAUUGAUGGGCUCGAUGAGAUAUCACAAUUCGAGAGAUUCCAACUUCUAAGAAUAAUGUUCGAACUUCUCCGAAAGAAUAACGUGAAGGUUCUGGUCAGCAGCAGACCCGAAGACGAUAUUUCUAGAAUGAUCCCAGAAGAGAUUAGGCCUCUUCGAGUUCACGAUCGCAACAAGCAUGAUAUCGAGGCUUAUGUUCACAGUCGAGCCUCCUCGCUGGUGUCAGAUUCCGGCUAUUCUGAAUCCGGCCUGGCGCAGGAGAUCCCAAGUCUGAUGAAAGCGAUCUCAGUAAAAGCCGAAGGCAUGUUCUUAUACGCACGGCUUGUCUGCGACAGCAUUGAAUUGCUAGGAGACUUUGACUCUAUCAAGGAAGCUGUGGAAGAUCUUCCGAAUGGACUCAAUGAGGCAUACGACCGGAUAUUGUACAGAAUCACAGACAACCUGGGUGAGCGUCAGUCUGAAGAUGCGCGGCAGAUUUUGGCACUUAUCACCUGCUCUGUGGUGCCACUCAGCAAGAAUGAGAUUCAACUUGCCGUGUACACCGCUCAAGGAAGGAAUCCAUCCAGAGGAUGCAAAGGAUUAUUUCUGAACAUACUGCAAAGGUGUGGCCCGUUCAUCGAAGAGAUCGAUGGCCACUUCCGCUUCGUUCAUUUCAGCGCGCGAGACCUCCAGAGCAAACAGUACCUCACCGAACCGGCAUCGCAUGCCCGGAACAUCCGAUCCGGUGCAUUCGUACUCCUUGACUACGUUUGCAACCACUGGCUUCAUCACAUAGAGAGAAUGGGGAUACAAGAGUACCACAAGCUACUAGAGGAUAUCGAGAGUCUCAUCGACACGAGAAGUAACUCGAGUUUCGAGGACAAGACUAGUUCAUCCGAGCCCCAAGGUGUGGGGUUUUCCGAGUCUCUAGGCUCGAUCGAAGAGAAGACAAAACGCAGUCUGGACAAUGCGCACGAGUUUUCAAUGAAGCGGAAGAGAGACCUUAGCUUCGACGAUAAGUCACACUCAGCCCAAGUCCACGACCAAACCCAAUCCAGAAUCACUCAAGGACGUACGAAGGUGUCCAGCAAAGAAGAGUUGAAAGACAUUCUUACCGACGCUGUCAAAGAGAACGACUUAUUUACAAUACAAGGAGCAGAAGUCGAGGAACCGGAAAUCAUUCUAAGCCUUUUGUUGAGCGCUUACCAAGAAGGGUCGUCCGACGCUGUGAUCCAUCAUUUACUAAGGAAGAUUCCGCCGGACUUUUUUCAAAGUCAUUUCUCCCAAUCCCUGGGAGGCGGCCUCAGGUGGACACCAUUAGUCGACAACAUAUUCAAAGCAUCAAUUCAACACGGCAAUUAUGAGGUGUUCCAAGCUUCCCUUGGAAUUUUCAGUUUCUGGACUUCUCGCUGGCAAAAUGCUUAUUAUCAUAAAGCAUCUAUUGGGGCCAUGAUUAGGCUCAUUGGGCGCACAAGACGCGGAGACUUAGUAGAGAGUGUAUCAUCUGGCUUACUUGAGAACGCAUCCCUGGCUGACUCGAGAUGGUUGAUCCUAUCGCUCUACGAAGCAAUCAUCCCCCAAGAACCCGACCCGCUGGCGGAGAUCCUUGCCCUUGAGUGCUUCAAGGCAAUUCAAUCUCACAUUUUCACAUUUUCGCCCGAUAUUCUGUAUGAAGUGAGCAGAAGAUGCUGCUCCAUCGAUAUCGCGAAAUUUUUACUAGCCAAUGGUGCCAACAUUGAUGGCGAACAGGGAGGGUGGUCCAGCAAGAAGCCAAUUGUGGUUGCCGCAAGAAAAAGUAGCCGAGAGGCUGCUAGAUUCAUCGAGUUCCUGGUGAAAGAAGGUGCGAGUACACCAAUCUGGGUAAAAGGUAAGGCGUUGAGCGAGCUCACAGGACCAAGGAACAUUCAGCAGUGGAUAGGAAUCACUUGGGAGGAACUGAUCGAAAACAAUGCCCCAUCUGCCCAGAUGAUGAAAUAG